AUUUUCAGCUCCUGUUGCCUCCAUAUUCCAGGCAUAAGAUGAAAAGCUCUGGUCUUGCAUUCAGCCUUCUAUCUGCUGUGUUUUAUCUCCUCUGGACCCCUUCCACUGGGCUGAAGACACUUCAUUUGGGAAGCUGUGUGAUCACCACAAACCUUCAGGAAAUACGAAAUGGAUUUUCUGAGAUACGGGACAGUGUGCAAGCCAAAGAUGGAAACAUGGACAUGAGAAUCUUAAGGAGGACAGGAUCUUUGCAAGAUACAAAGCCUGCAGGUCGCUGCUGCCUCCUCCGUCACUUACUGAGACUCUAUCUGGACAGAGUAUUUAAAAACUACCAGACCCCUGACCAUCAUACCCUUCGGAAGAUCAGUGGUCUUGCCAAUUCCUUUCUCACCAUCAAGAUGGACCUCCGGCUCUGUCAUGCCCACAUGACAUGCCACUGUGGGGAAGAUGCAAUGAAAAAAUACAGCCAUAUUCUGAGUCACUUUGAAGAGCUUGAGCCUCAGGCAGCAGCUGUGAAGGCUUUGGGGGAACUAGACAUUCUUCUGCGAUGGAUGGAGGAGACAGAAUAACAGGAGAAUGAAGAUGCUGCUGGGAUUACUCCAAGCCAUGAGUCCCAGUCCUCAGACCUGUGGAGGCAUAGCCCCAAGCCACCAUCUUUU
This is a messenger RNA of Otolemur garnettii (small-eared galago), 659 nucleotides long. It is a transcript of the gene IL20, whose product is annotated as interleukin 20. Gene Ontology annotation, molecular function: signaling receptor binding. Bases 39 to 569 code for a protein of 176 amino acids. Lineage: Eukaryota; Metazoa; Chordata; Mammalia; Primates; Galagidae. The record is from RefSeq and is a predicted model, not a curated record. The transcript has 5 exons.